This is a messenger RNA of Peromyscus maniculatus bairdii (prairie deer mouse), 4958 nucleotides long. NCBI's taxonomy places the organism in Eukaryota, Metazoa, Chordata, Mammalia, Rodentia, Cricetidae. The record is from RefSeq and is a predicted model, not a curated record.
UUCCCUGGGGAGCGCGGAGGAGGAGCCGCUCCCCAACUUCGUGGCCCACGAAGGGGUGGGGGUCAGGGGCGGUCUCCCUCGCCCUGUCCGUCUCUGUCCCUGACGGCGGAGCCCGCUUCCAGGGCAGCCAUUGCCAUGGAGACCCCCGAAGCUAUAAAGCCAGGUAUCUAGGCGUCGGGCACCUCACGAGCCGCUGAGCCCCCCCAAGUAAAAAAGCAAGCGUCCCGGCCCCCGCAAGAGGGGAGGAGGCGGGGAAGAGGCUUCGAGAGCUGGAGGAGCGGCGCUCCCCGCCGAGGCAGGAGGCAAGCGCGCCAGGCGGGAGCCACCCGCUCAGCAGGGGAGCCGGGGCUGCCCGGGGUGCCGGUGAGUGGCGCUGCUCCAAGCCACGAGGGACCGGAGGGGCGUCGGACACGGGGGAAACGGCCCAAGAGUUGAGGAGGUCGAGCUUGAGCGGGAGCCGGGAGUAGCAGGCAGCCCACACCUCCAGGCGGGAGGCCCAGGGAGGAGCGCAAGAAGAACCCCGGAGCAGCAGGGAGACCUGAGCGGGAACCGCAGGACCCUCGGCUGCUGCCACCUACGCGCGGAAAGAGCGGUACCGGUGUCCGGGCCGGGGCCGUAGCCCCUUGGGGGUGAGGGAACAGGGGCGCCCCCGUGCGGAGCUGUCGGACUUCCCGAGCACGGUCGCCGGAGCCAUGCUCAAGCCCAAGGACCUAUGCCCCCGGGCGGGUACGCGCACCUUCCUUGAGGCCAUGCAGGCGGGCAAAGUCCACUUGGCCCGUUUCGUGCUGGACGCGCUGGACCGCAGCAUCAUCGACUGCCGCGCAGAGCAGGGCCGUACGCCGCUCAUGGUGGCCGUGGGGCUGCCGGACCCCGCCAUGCGCUCGCGCUUCGUGCGACUGCUGCUGGAGCAGGGUGCGGCCGUGAACUUGCGGGACGAGCGCGGCCGCACUGCACUCAGCCUGGCCUGCGAGCGAGGCCACCUGGAUGCCGUGCAGCUGCUGGUGCAGUUCAGCGGCGACCCGGAGGCAGCGGACUCGGCCGGCAACAGCCCGGUGAUGUGGGCGGCGGCGUGCGGCCACGGGGCGGUGCUGGAGUUCCUGGUGCGCUCUUUCCGCCGCCUGGGCUUGCGCCUGGACCGCACCAACCGCGCGGGCCUCACGGCGCUGCAGCUGGCCGCCUCCCGCGGUCACGGGACCUGUGUGCAGGCCCUCACCGGGCCUUGGGGUCGGGCAGCCGCCGCGGCCGCGGCCCGGGGCUCCAAUUCCGACAGUCCCCCUGGACGCCCUGCCCCGGCGCCCAGCCCCGAGCGUCGACGACCCAGCCCCCGUCGUCUACCGCGGCCCCUUUUGGCACGGUUUGCGCGAGCUGCCGGCGGCCACGGCCAUGGUCACGGCCACGGCCACGGCCACGGAGGUGAGCUUGCCUCUGCUGGCAAGGGCUCGGGCCGGCACAGGGCGCCAGGCAGCGAGAGGCCAGAGCUGGGCCGGAGCAUGAGCCUAGCGCUGGGUACCAUGACGGAGGAGGAGACAGCACGCCUUAGGGCAGGCGCUCUGAUGGCCCGAUCAAACUCACCCCAGUCUUCGGGGAGUGGGCGGUGGCGCUCCCAGGAGGUGCUGCAGGGAGUGCCCCCAACCCUAGUGCAAGCCCCUAUCGGCCUUAGUCCUCAUCCCGAGGGUGGUCCAGGCUCUGGCCGCCUGGGUUUGCGGCGACGUUCCACAGCCCCAGACAUCCCCAGCCUGGUCGGGGAGGCUUCAGGGCCAGAGAGUGGCCCGGAAUUAGAGACCAACGCUCUGCCGUGCUCAGUGCCUGAGCCAAAGCCUUGGCAGGCGGGCACAGAGGCUGUGGUAUUGCAGGCCCAGCGGUAAGGGGCAUGAAGGUCGAGCCCUGCAAAGUCCGCCCUCUUGUCUCUGGUCACUGAGAUGUCCCUUUCCUCCAAGUCCUUCCCUUUCUCUGCGAUUUGCGCCCUCCCCCCGACACACACACACACUUUGUCCCUUACUGCUAAAGGAAGACCUCCACCAGUCCUCCACCAGAUUGGAGAAAGAGAUCUCAUCUUUUUGUGCUCUUUGGUAUUUCCUGUGUAUUACCUUUGGUAUUUCCUUUGGUAUUACCCUCACCUUUCUACAGCCCGACUCUCUUGUUCUGGGGGGGGAAAAAAAAGAGGCGCGAAAGACUUAUGUGGGCUUCAGCUUUCUAGCCAGAAAAGUGGACCCUGAGGCCCAGCCGCCUAGCUUCUGCUUCGGUUCCUGUAAGACUCCCAGCUUAUUUCUAACUUUCCCAUCAGCUUGGCAGCCCGGCACCAGUAGAGCUGGCUUUGGAGAACAAAGGCCCAGCCUGCCGCCUGCUGAUGCUGAUAACUACCCGUUCCCCUCCCAGUAAGCGUUGGAGAAAGGGAGGCUUGAAACGGCCCCAUUCGCUUUUUGGGCCAGAGGGCUGAUUAUGAAGGAAUCCAUUGGUUAAGGUUUUCCGAGGUAGAAACUCCUUCUUCGAGACGAUGAGGCUAUUUUGGGGACUUUGUACCGUGUUGUUGUUCACCAGUUGUCGCUUCUGGAGAAUGAGCUUCCUCUGACUGUCUCAGUCAGACCCAGGAUUCAACAUCAUUGAUAUUAUAGGGUCACUGUUCCCCCGAGCCCCUAUUGACUCUUGGCUCCUGGGCCAGCUUGACCCGCAGCAUGAUUGAUUGCAUUCGAAUUUCAUCUGUGAGGUUCAAUCCCUCACUCAUCCUGGCCCAGCUUUACUUACAUUUCCACUUAGUCCCAGAGGCCUGAAAUGGAAAGGACUUAGCGUCCCACCUCCUCCUCCUCCUCCCAGCUCCCCCAUUCUGCACGUGGGUGCUCCAGGAGGGUAGAACAGUUAGGAAGGAUUUGCUUAAUUGUAUUUCUUCCACCCCUCAAAAGAACUCGUGUUUUGAGCCUUUGUGUAUGAAGCAGAAAGCAGCAGGUCUGAUCCGAGGCUUAAGAACCUGACAAUGUCUCUUUAAAUAGCACCUCCGCGAGGGGGAUAAUUGACUGGAGUGUUUGCAACGUUAACCGGCGGCGCGCGGGAGUCGGGAGCCCACACGAACCGCAGGUCCGGAUCUAAAUUACAUCAAACUCCGGAGAGAGCAUUGGAGGGGGCUGCUAAACGUCUCCUGCUUCUUGCUGGGCUGUUAAUGGAGGGCAGGGCAGAUGAUGGAUGCUAGAGCGAGACCCAGGACCCCUGCCUGUGCCCCACCGCGUGGGAUGCAGUCCCAGCCCAGCUUUCAGCUUUUAUUACUGGGCAGAUUAGUGAGUCAGAAGCAACCGCAGAGAGGUAGUUCGGCCCCCUCCCCGACACGUCUUUUGUCCUCUCUCUCUCUUUCCCCGCCCCUGCCCUCCAACUCUGUACCGCCUCGACAGGCGACAGGCGACAAGCUGCGAAGAAAGGGGCUUGGCAGGUCGCAUGCUCUACGACCCAGUGUCAGCGUUCGCUCCUGGUGGGAGAUCUAUACCAGCGGGGUGUGGUGAAAACUCCUGCUUCAAGGCAGUGCAUGUUUUCUGGCCGUACCUCGGGUUGCUGUUUGUGAACCCCGAAGAGUGAGCACGUGGCUCCUCACCUGCCCGCGAUAAGGUCUUUUUAAGAAGUUGAUCUGCUGUCUUUGUGGGAGGGUGUCUCACCAGUAGCUCCGAGGGAAAUGCCCAGAGAGAGAAUGCUGGUGCUGAGAAACUGGGCCUGCGGCUGCUGCGGAGUAGGAAGUCAGCUUUUGCAGAGCCCCCGACACCUCCCCAGCUCCUUGGCUGGCUAGGCUCCGAGGCCGCGCGCCAGCCCGGUGAUCCUUGCUGCCCCCUGGUGGCAACCUCUGCGCUCUCCUCGCUGCGCCCAGGGAACUCAGACUCGGCUUUUAUGGGAGAUCAUCGAUGUGUAACUUCUCCCGCUGUGUGCAUUUUACCCAUGCAUGUUCCUCUGGCAGAAUAUUACAUCCGGAUACUUGAAGUCGCUUCACUUCAGUGAAGUGAGGAACAGUGUACAAGAAGUCAGCGUUGGGGGUAAACAGUGCCCCGAACCCCUUUACCAAGAACCCCAAGCCGUUUUCCAAGCCAAGGCCACUGUUGAGAGAGUUCCUGCUCUCUUUAGAGAUGCCAACCCCUAUGGUUUCUGAGCCUUGACCUGACCACGUGCGUUGUUUUCUCACGGCAGCUGCUUUCCAUUCUGUGUGAUAGAUCUGCCACCCCACUCCAACACACACACACACACACACACACACACACACACACACACACACACACGCCCCUGCCUCUCCUCAGUCCCCUGAGAUAAACAAUACCACAGUGUCUGAAAAGCCAGAGGAGGUCAGGGCAGGGACACUCCAAGUGAAUACAGCUUUUUCUCUGACCCUUCCUUGCUCACAUUCCAUUUUCAACUGUGUUUAAUUUUAAUGACAUUCUUAAUGGUGUAAGAAUACAAAUAUUUUGGCUUCAAGCACCAUGAAGUUUGGCUCACACGUUGUGUGUCAGGGGUGCUGUCCUCUUUUCGGUUCUGGUGUGGUAUUCUGGGGGAACGUCACCCUGGUGCAUCUCUGUCUGUGGUCCGUGGAGUGGCUGGAAGCCUGGUGGUGGUGGCAAGUGAUGUUUUUGGAACACCAUAGCAAAUCUUUCCGGUCUGAACUGAGCUGGGGGGCCUUGCUGUCCGCACAGACUCCUUAGCAGGCUCCGUGGAGAACCCCGGUACACUUCACUCUCCCCAAACUUUCUCUGUCCGCUCUCGGUACACUGAGGCUGUGGUCCCUCCCCCCUUGUUCCCUCCUGCUGUAGAAAAGAUUUUGCUGUGUAUUUUGCUUUUCAUAUGAUUGUUCUCAUCGUGAAGAGUCACCCGGGCCCCUGGCGCCCAGUUCUGAUUUGUGUGGAAGGCAGAAGGGCAUUGGCACAUGCCUUUGGAAUGAGCCGUGAAAAGGACAAGAGAGAGGAAGAGCAGCUAAUAAACCCAGUGUUCCAUCUGGAGAA